CUCACUCGCUCUCUGUUCAUUUUUUUUUUGCCUCCUUCAUUUCCCCCCAGGGGUUCGUUCUUUCGCCUUUCUCUUCUCUUUCUUCUUUGUCGCUACCAAAUGUGAAGGAGCUGCUGGGUAGAGCAUGAACUGAAGCCCUAGGGUUUCUUUUUCUUCUCCCCCUCCCCCAAAUCAAUCAAUCAGUCAGUCAAUCAGAUCUUCCGUCCAGCUCACUCUUGCAUAUAUUUUACCCCUUCAUUCGUAUUCCUUCCAUGGCUAAAACCAGGCCAGGCCUCGCCUCCAGCAACUCCAAGCCCAAAGGUACUGCCAGUGCUGCUGGUGCUGGCAAGAAGGAGCUCGACUCCUACACCAUUCGCGGCACCACCAAAGUCGUCAAAGUGGGCGACUGCGUGCUGAUGAGACCUUCCGACACCGGGAAGCCGCCUUACGUUGCCAGAAUCGAGGGCAUCGAUUCCGACUCCAGAAAUAAUGUCAAGGUCCGGGUCAGGUGGUACUACCGCCCCGAGGAGUCUCUCGGAGGCCGCCGUCAGUUCCAUGGCGCCAAAGAGCUCUUUCUCUCCGACCACCACGAUGUCCAGAGCGCACACACCAUCGAGGGGAAAUGUACUGUUCACUCGUUUAAGAACUAUACCAAACUCGAGAAUGUUGGUGCCGAGGACUACUUCUGCAGGUUCGAGUAUAAGGCUGCUACUGGAGGCUUCACCCCGGACCGUGUUGCUGUGUACUGCAAAUGUGAGAUGCCGUAUAACCCGGAUGACCUUAUGGUCCAAUGUGAGGAGUGCAAGGACUGGUAUCAUCCAGCUUGUGUGGGAAUGACAAUUGAGGAAGCUAAGAAAUUGGAUCACUUUGUUUGCUCUGAAUGUUCUCCUGACGACGAUGUCAAAAGACCACAGAAUGGGUUUUCAACAUCACCAACAGCUGAUGUCAAGUGGGUCAACCUUGAUGCCCUCAUUGCAUGCUAGUGUGUGGCUGCAAGUUGAUGCACAUCUUUCAGUCCUUGAUUGAGGUGGAGACUAAGCGGCGGAAGAGAUAAAAAUGACCAGCAUUUGCUAUGGCCGAUUUAGCUUGGUAGAGGAUUGACGACUCUGCUGCUUUUUGCGAGACGUGGAGCAGCGCAGAGAGAACUUCAGUGUGCUGUGCUCAAUCCUGCUGGCUGACUGGGUUUCUUGAUUGUAAUAUAUUAACCCUAUCUGUCUGUCUGUCUGUCUGUAUGUGGAACUAACUAGUGCUCUGGACAGACAGUUCUCUUCUAAAUUUAUCCUUCUGGGCCCUUUACAACCACCGACCGUAACAGUUAAUCAAAUCUGUUGAGGGAACAGCUCUCUUGCCCAGUAUGACACUCUCCUUUUGAAAAACGUGAUGCACAUCUGUAAGAGGACCUGUGUCAAUGUGGAUUCUGAACUGAGGCUACCAUGUUGCAUCCAUAAACUAGGAGAGUCGUGAACUCGUGAUAGCAUGAGCUAGGUUAGGGCAAGUAAUGGCGGGUGUGGGAGUUCACCACCUCGCUUGAUAGCGAGUUGGACUGAAGGCGAUCUCAAUCGGGUAGACUACUGAUGGCAGCUGGAGUGGAAAGGGGCUUGCAGCUGCAGGUGUAAUGUCAGUUGGAUGAAUAAGAUCAUAGAUGCAUGCAUAUGGCUUGGUAAAGGUGAAGGCU
This is a messenger RNA of Linum tenue, 1654 nucleotides long. The record is from the annotation of a GenBank genome assembly. Lineage: Eukaryota; Viridiplantae; Streptophyta; Magnoliopsida; Malpighiales; Linaceae.